Molecule: messenger RNA, 831 nt
Organism: Cydia fagiglandana
Lineage: Eukaryota; Metazoa; Arthropoda; Insecta; Lepidoptera; Tortricidae
Gene: DCTN6-p27
Product: dynactin subunit 6
Exons: 4
Coding region: 97-675 (192 amino acids)
Biological process (GO): mitotic spindle organization
Cellular component (GO): dynactin complex
Molecular function (GO): dynein complex binding
Source: RefSeq, a predicted model, not a curated record
AAUCAAACAAAAUUUGUGUUGUGCGUUUGUGUAUUCUCAAUUAAUUUAUUCAAAGUAUAGUACUAUUUACACUUACGGUAUCAAACUUAUAUUAACAUGGCUAAUAACGUUAAAAUACUCCCUGGAGCCACGGUGUGCGAGGACUGCACACUGGAAGGUGACAUCACCAUCGGCGGAGGUACCGUCAUUCACCCAAGAGUCACCAUCAUUGCUGAAGGCGGUCCUAUUAUCAUAGCUGAAUACUGUAUCAUUGAAGAGUAUACUACCAUUAUACACAAAAAAAGUGACAACCAAGAGGAUCCACCGAAACCUCUAUUCAUCGGUGCCCACAACGCCUUUGAGGUUGGCUGCAAACUGGAGUCCUACUGCGGACAUGUAGGGGAGAGUAAUGUGUUUGAAUGCAAGUCCUUUGUGGGAGUGGACGUUAAAGUUGGCAGCGGUUGCGUUAUAGGAGCAUCAUGUCAACUAACUUCACCACAAACUUUAGCAGACAACACCGUGAUCUGGGGAUCAGAGCACCACAUCAGAGAAGCGCUAGAAAAGCAACCGUCUCAGCUCUUACAACUAGACUUCCUAGGCAAAGUGAUGCCUAACUACCACAGGCUUAGGAAACCUAACAUUCACAAGCGGGCGCCAUCUUCCAGGCAAUCGCAGGAGACUUCACCUAAACCAUAAUGUAUGGUUUAGUUACUACCUGUGACAACAACACUAGUAGUACAUAUAAGAAAGAAGUUAAAUUAAGUUUAACAAGAAUUUAUAAGUUAUAUUUUAUAGGUAUGUAACUCAUCAUAUUUAACUCUUAAAAGUAUUUAUAAAUUAUCACAAAUUUCA